Messenger RNA from Protopterus annectens (West African lungfish), 2417 nucleotides. RefSeq names its product ephrin type-A receptor 7-like. The transcript is spliced from 15 exons. Gene Ontology annotation, molecular function: protein binding; transmembrane-ephrin receptor activity; ATP binding. Lineage: Eukaryota; Metazoa; Chordata; Ceratodontiformes; Protopteridae. Gene Ontology annotation, biological process: axon guidance; protein phosphorylation. Bases 1 to 2160 code for a protein of 719 amino acids. The record is from RefSeq and is a predicted model, not a curated record. Gene Ontology annotation, cellular component: neuron projection.
AUGUCGAUGAAAGCCUGUCAGCCUGGAUUUUAUAAGAUGUCAGCUCGACAAAUGCAUUGUUUGCCCUGUCCGGAGCACAGCUCAUCAGAAGAAGAGGGAGCCUCCUUGUGUACAUGUGAAAAAGAUUAUUAUAGGACCUUGUUGGACCUGUCAUCGUCACCUUGCACUCGACCACCUUCAGCUCCAAGAGGCCUUAUAUACAGUAUCAAACAGGGAACAUUGGUUGCUGAAUGGAACAUGCCUGCCGACUCUGGUGGAAGAACUGAUCUCACUUACAACAUCCUCUGUAGCAGAUGUUUUGAUACGCCAAGAAACUGUGAGCCAUGUGGUAGCAAUAUUGGAUUUGUUCCACAACAAAUGGGAUUGGUUGAUCGAACUAUUACUGUGGUGAAUUUAUUAUCAAAUUCUAAUUAUACUAUCAGGGUGGAAGCAAUGAAUGGAGUCUCAUCUCUAAGUGCUUUUCCAGGACAGUAUGCUGAGAUCAAUAUCUCCACAAGUCAGGAAGCACCGUCUCUUGUCACUGAUAUCAGUGCAGACAAAAUCGAACAGAAGAGCAUUUCUUUAUCAUGGCAAGAGCCAGCGUACCCUAGCAACAAUAACACAGAGUAUGAAAUCAAAUAUUAUGAAAAGGGUCAGAAAGACCAAGGUUAUUCGACAGUUAAGACAACGUCAGCAGCUGCAACAAUUGGAAACCUCAAGCCUGGAACGGUUUAUGUAUUUCAGAUACGCACAUCCUUGUCUUCUGACUAUGGCAACUACAGUCCAAGCAUAGAAGUAGAAACAUUAGGGGGCAUAGCUUUGGUCUCCAGUGAACAAAAUCCUGUGAUAAUCAUCGUUGUCGUCUCUGUUGCCGGAUUGAUAGUGUUGGUUUCUAUGGUGGUCGGGUUAAUGAUCUGGAGAAGGCAGUGUGGCUACAGCAAAGCCAGCCAGGAUGGAGAUGAAGAACUCUAUUUCCACUUUAAAGUACCAACUAGAAGAACUUAUAUUGACCCUGAAACAUGCGAGGACAUCAUGCAAGCUGUCCAUUUGUUUGCCAAAGAACUUGAUAAUUCGAGUAUUAAAAUUGAAAGAAUUAUUGGAGCAGGGGAGUUUGGGGAAGUCUGUCGAGGUUGCUUGAAGCUGCCCAGCAAGAGAGAACUUCCUGUUGCAAUCAAAACUUUAAGAGCUGGAUGUUCAGACAAACAGAAGCGAAUCUUUUUGUCAGAAGGAAGUAUCCUUGGACAGUUUGAUCACCCCAAUAUUGUUCGCUUAGAAGGAGUAAUAACACGAGGAAAUACAAUGAUGAUCGUAAUAGAACACAUGGCAAAUGGGGCCUUAGACUCUUUCUUGAGAAAACAUGAAGGACAAUUCACAGUAAUACAGUUAAUUGGAAUGCUGAGUGGAAUUGCCUCAGGAAUGAAAUACCUGACAGAAAUGGGUUAUAUACAUAAAAAGCUUGCUGCCCAUAAGGUGUUAGUGAACAGUAACUUAUCUUGUAAGAUAUCAGGAUUCAGGCAACUUCAGGAAGACAAAAUGGAGGUGAUCUUCACUACCAUGAGUGGGAAGAGUUCAGUACUGUGGACAGCUCCCGAAGCCAUCCAGUAUGGUAGAUACAGCUCAGCCAGUGAUGUGUGGAGCUUUGGCAUUGUCAUGUGGGAAGUCAUGUCCUAUGGUGAAAGACCCUACUGGGAUAUGUCUAAUCAGGAUGUUAUUAAAGCCACCGAAGAUGGAUUUCGGCUCCCUGCUCCCAUAAAUUGUCCAUCUCCACUUCAUCAACUUAUGCUGGAUUGCUGGCAGAAAGAUCGGAAUGACAGACCAAAGUUUACACAAGUCCACACCAUUUUAAACAAAAUGGCCAGAAAUCCUGACAGCUUGAAAAUGGCUUCAGCCACAUGCACAAGACGCCUUAGCAUGUCCAUCCCUCUUAUAGAGAGGACACUCACUGCAUUUCCAAGCUUUAACUCUGUGGGAGAUUGGCUGGAGGCCAUUGAGAUGGGAAGGUACAAGGACAACUUCACAGCCGCAGGAUACUGUUAUCUGGAAUCAGUAGCCAGGAUGACUGCCCAGGAUGUAAUGAGUCUAGGCAUUACAACAGUAGAACAUCAGAAGACAAUCGUGAGUGCCAUUCAGACUUUACGAGCACAAGUUAUACAGAUGCACGGCCGUGGUGUACAGGUGUGAUUUUAGAAAGAAAGUGGUAAAAAAGUACAUUUGUUAUGGAAGAAUGCUGGCUUGACCAUUAGCUGCUGAACUGGUCCAAAACCCAGAGGAAGAAGCUAAGUGAAUGGACAAACAGGCCAACUGAGACAUCAUUCCAAAACCAUGUUGAAGCUAACGUGGUUCAACUUCUUCCCUGUGCAGUUAGGGAGUAGAAGUUCAGAAUUUUCAUAGCUAUCUUUUUUACCACACUGCAAUUUUACUAAAAUGUUUUGUAUAAA